CAUUAGUUCAUUAUUCAAGUCUAGAAAAUGAAGAACAGAGGUUGCAAGUGUGGAAGUCCUGUUGGUGGAUAUACCAAAUUUUAAGUGCACUUCUAAUUACUCAUGAAUGUGUCCAGAAAGAAAAAACUUUGUGUCAAAAUUGUAUCACUGGACUCCACAGGGUUAUUGACCACAGAAUAGAGUGACUUAAAAUGGAAAGGAAAAGGAAGUUAGAGGAUGAUCCCAGUUCUGAAAUCCUUUAUGGAGAGGGACCUGCAAAAGUUAGAGCUGUUGAGGAAGCUCCAAAGAAGCAUUCAUUGGACUCAGAUGAGGAAGAAGAGGGUAACAGCAGAAACUAUGACAUACUCCGAGAUGAUGACAUAGAAGGACAAGAAGAGAAGACUGUGGAAUUUGAUGGUGACAUCCAGAUCAUGCCAUUCAACAUGCAGGAAGAAUUGGAAGAAGGUCAUUUUGACAAGGAUGGACAUUAUAUACGGAAGGAUGAUAAGGAGCUCGUCAAGGACCAUUGGCUGGAUAAUAUUGAUUGGGUGAAGGUGAAGGAGCGACAGGCAGAGGCCAAUGAGGAUGAAGAUGAUGAAGAUACAGAGUCCCUGGGACAGGAUGAAAUUAUGAAGGCAUAUGAAGAGAUCCUCUCAAUUCUUCAGCCAGGAGAGACUGUUGCCAAGGCUCUCACAAGGCUUGGUGGUGGCAAGAAGAAGAAGCCCUUAAGCUCCUUGGAGAGGUUGAAAAUGAAGAAGCGAGGUGAGAUGGAGGAUGCUGAAGAUGCAGAAAACAAGGCUAAAAUGCUCAAAUUGACUGGGCUAGCUGAUGGACUGCUCACAAGUCUUGGAGACAUGGAUGUCUACCAAUAUACGUAUGAAUCUAUGGAUAUUCUGAAACCAUCCAAGGACCCUAUGGAUAUGUUUGCUGAUGAUGAUGAUCCUCGAAUCCAUGAAAAAGAGCAAGCAUCCAAACCGGACAAUGUGACUUGGGAAUGGAGAGUAGGAUCAGAGAAGGAGGUGAAAGGACCUUUCUCAUCGGAGAAGAUGAAAGAAAUGAAAGAGGUGAGGGAGUUCCCUGAGGGGGACAUCCAGGUGCGGCAAAUCUGCACGGAAGGGAAGUGGUACUCCCUCAAUCGCAUUGAUUUCGAUCUCUACUUGUGACUGAUGAGAGCAUCUGACUCUGGUGCCAGUGGGGA
Molecule: messenger RNA, 1177 nt
Organism: Darwinula stevensoni
Lineage: Eukaryota; Metazoa; Arthropoda; Ostracoda; Podocopida; Darwinulidae
Source: the annotation of a GenBank genome assembly